AUGGACAGCCUGUACGAGGCCGUGCAGAGCUCCAGCAACGCUCCCCCACUGCCCGUGCCCAGCCGCUCCUCCAGUCGAUCGUGCAGCCGCUCGUGCAGCCCGGCCGCCCUGCUGGAUGACAACGCGAGGUGGCGAGGCUCUGGGAGAUCCAUAUCCAUGGAGAUGCCUCACGUGCAGGGAAGCAACUCCAACAAAAAGAAAAGUAUUUUUAAUUUCAGGGCACACAUAUACAAAUCUGCAUCGGAUAAUGAAGCACUGGAUAACCCCAGCCGUAAUGCUGUACUUUGGCAGCCGGCCAGAAGCCGAGAAGAUUUGGUCCACAUCACCAGCAAUCACAAUGAAGAGACGAGGAAGGCGAAGCACAGAAGUGAAACCAAAGCAGGGAAGGGAGCUCAUCAUUGUGGCACAAAGAAAAAGGAGAAACCGCCUUCAGGCCAGAGCAGCCACGCUAAUGCGCCACUGGAGCCUAAACCGGCCAUGAAAAGAAGUCAGAAACCUGGAAGGAAAGCAGGUGGAAGGAGCAGGAAAGAGGGCUCCAAGAAAAAUCUCAGCUCCGCAGUGCACCCACCAUCCAGUGCUCUGAGCCCACCGACGGGACCCCACCGUCUGGACGUGUCAUACAGACAGAAGACCAAAGACAAGAGGCCCUACCUGGGCAAAGCCUCCACGCUCCCCCCUCAGGACAGCGCGGCUCCGGGCCGCUGCUCGGGUGGAGUCGACCUACCCGGCGGGGCGACGCCCACCCAUGCCCACCAGCAGCGCUGGAGCAACCCCGGCGACCGCAGCCCGGCCUGGGGGGCCAUCCAGCACACCUGCUGCAGGCCGCUCACGGAGUACCGCGCCUACGCCCGUGACUUCCCCACGUCUAACAAUCAGGAGUGGGAGGGCAGACGGCAGCAGGACGGGGGCUCGGGACAGGACUGUGGACUUCAAAUCUCCUCAAAGGUGCCGCGAUCGAUCACAGACGUGGAUCUGUUGGAGUCAAACGUGAGUUUGUCUUUAUAGUUAUGACUUUUUCAUUAACCAUUAAGUCCACGAAAAUGGAAAGGACACUAUUACAGCUUCAUAGAUCUCUGUACAGUCUGUACAGUAUACUGUAGUGUUACAGGACGUCUCUCAGUAAAAGCAUAAAACAAACAUGUCCUAUGUUGUAAAGCACAGAUGAAGUGAGCGUUCAAAUGAUGGACCUUUGAAUUGGGAUCCUUCAUAUGAACCACUGCCUCUCCAGGGAGUCAGGAGCAUCCAAAGUAAUGGAUUCAGAGCCUUAAUCUGGAUUGAAAGGAGUUUUCAUCUGAUUGCAAACUGUGGGAUUAAGCAGCGGGUUUGUCUGUCAAGUUCGCUCUUCUAUCACUAACUGAUUGAACGCCCUCCGCAUCGUAAACACAGCAGAAAAUCCCCAAAAGCGCCUCUCACUGCUUUAUUUUGCCAGACGACAGGUGGUUAUUUAUCGAUUUUCAACUCUACAGUGUGAAGUAUUUAAAAAAAACAGAAAAAAACAAAAUGAAAAAUCAUCAGUUUCAAGAGCAGAGAAGAAGAGGAAAUCAUUACAACACAGCAAAGUUGCCACUUUAAGCUGUUCCUCUGUCAUAAAUGAGCACUUCCUCAAACACACUAACCCCACAUGAAGAAAUGAAGGCAUAAAACUAUUGUCUGGCAUCAUUUACCAUAAGCCACUUCCCUUUUGCUGUUAAGGGGAAAUUUGGAGAGAUGAGUGGCACGCUGAUUUAAACCAAAUAUUUAUUUGAGUUUUUCUAGACACAGCCCUGUUUUGUAUUAUAUUAUUAUUACUCAGUCUAGUGGGUGUUUGAUUGACCUGUGGUGACACUAGUGCACAACUCUGAGCUCAGCAGUCAACCUAAUGUAACCCAGGUGCAGAUAUGACAUAAACCCAUUGCUCUCUAUCUCAUAAACAUUCACCACAAUU
Betta splendens (Siamese fighting fish) is the source of this 1924-nucleotide messenger RNA. RefSeq lists its product as uncharacterized. NCBI's taxonomy places the organism in Eukaryota, Metazoa, Chordata, Actinopteri, Anabantiformes, Osphronemidae. The record is from RefSeq and is a predicted model, not a curated record. The transcript is spliced from 7 exons. Bases 1 to 1005 code for a protein of 334 amino acids.